GUUUCCAUAUGUGGAUGUGACUGUUGACGCAUAUAUAACCGGUAACUAUGCCCAAAAUAAUCAUCAACACGUGAAUUCUGAGAUCUGAAAAUUUUGCACAAGAUGAAGUUGGAGGCUCGUCUGGUUGUCUUGGUUCUCUUGUUGAACACUUUGUCCAUGAAUAGCGCCACGGCGCAGAGCACGCCUUUCCCUGUGAGAGUUGGAGUGGUGCUAGACAUGGACAACUAUGUCGGAAAAAUGGGGUUGAAGUGCAUCACAAUGGCGCUCUCGGAUUUCUACACCAGAAAUGGCCACUACCAGACUCGGCUGCUUCUCAACAAGAGGGACUCCGAGAGAGACAUCGUUGGGGCAGCUGCAGCAGCUCUAGAUCUACUGAAGAAUGUUGAAGUGCAAGCAAUCAUAGGUCCAUUGUCCUCGAUGCAGGCAAAUUUUAUGAUAAAUCUAGGUAAUAAGUCUCAAGUACCGAUCAUAACAUUUUCAGCCUCAAGCCCGUCUCUCUUGUCAAUCCGAAGUCCAUACUUUGUUCGCGCUGCCUUAAGCGACUCUUCCCAAGUAAAGGCCAUAGCUGCAAUAGUUCAAGCCUUUGGAUGGAGAGAAGUUGUGCCUAUCUAUGUGGACAAUGAAUUUGGAGAAGGGAUUAUACCAUAUUUAGCAGAUGCCUUGGAACAGGUAAAUGUGCGCAUACCUUACAGGAGUGCCAUCCCAUCAUCAGCAACAGAUGAUGAGAUUGUUGCAGAGCUUUACAAGCUUAUGACAAUGCAAACUAGAAUUUUCAUUGUCCACAUGCUGACUGGUCUUGGUUCUCGCCUAUUCACCAAAGCUAAACUACUGGGAAUGAUGAGCGAAGAUUACUCGUGGAUCAUCACUGAUGGCAUGACAAACGAGUUAAAUUCAAUUGAUCGUUCAGUUAUGGAAGAAGAUAUGCAAGGAGUUAUAGGUGUAAAACCUCAUAUUCCGAAAUCGGAAGAGCUUGACAACUUCACAGUCGAAUACAAGAAAGUGCUUCACCAGCAAAACCCAACAAAUCAUGACCUGGAUUUGAACAUCUUUGGACUCUGGGCUUAUGACUCUGCAGUAGCAUUAGCAAUGGCAGCAGAAAAGGCAAGAAUAAGAAAUGCUACAUUUCUGAAGAAGGCAAAUGGCUCUACAACAUCAACAGAUCUUGAAGGCUUUGGAGUCUCGGGCGUUGGAACUGAUCUCAUUCAGGCGUUGUCAAGUACCACUUUCAGAGGCCUUGCUGGAGACUUUAAACUAGUUGACGGACAACUCCAAUCACCUCCUUACCAGAUAGUCAAUGUGAUUGGUGCAGGACCUCGAGUUGUAGGAUAUUGGACAAAAGAUAAUGGAAUUGUUAGAGAGCUCAACUUUGCAAAAUCUACCACAAAUGCAUACUCAACAUCCAAGUCCAACAUCGGAUCAAUAAUAUGGCCAGGUGAUGGGAAAGUUGCACCCAAGGGUUGGGUCAUUCCGACCAAUGGGAAGAAGUUGAGAAUAGGAGUACCUGUAAGAUAUGGUUUCUCUGAGUUCAUGCAUGUCACUUGGAACUCCAACAAUUCUACAAAAGUGGAAGGUUACUGCAAGGAAGUUUUUGAUAUGGUAGUCGAAGCACUACCAUAUGGUGUGCAGUAUGAGUAUGUUCCUUUUGCCAGAUCAGAUCACAAGCAAGCCGGCAGUUAUGAUGAGUUGGUAUAUGCAGUACACCAAGGAGAUUUUGAUGCUGCAGUAGGAGAUGUAACUAUCGUAGCAAAUAGGUCAAAGUAUGUCGACUUCACCUUGCCUUAUACAGAGUCUGGUGUUUCAAUGGUUGUAGCAAUAAAAAGCGACAAGAGCAAAAAAGCAUGGGUAUUUUUAAAGCCACUAACAUGGGAACUUUGGUUGACAAGCUUUUGCUCAUUCGUUUUCAUGGGCUUCCUUGUAUGGAUUCUUGAACAUCGGAUUAAUGAAGAUUUCAGGGGGCCUCUUUGGCAUCAAGUAGGCAUGAUAUUCUGGUUUGCCUUCUCAACAAUGGUGUUCGCUCACAAGGAGAGAGUGAUAAGCAACUUGUCUAGGUUUCUGCUGAUUAUAUGGUUCUUGGUGGUUCUUAUACUAACGCAAAGCUACACAGCUAGUCUUACUUCCAUGUUGACAGUCCAAGAGCUGCGACCCACCAUCUCAGAUGUCAAUGAGCUUAUAAGAAACAAAGAAAAUGUUGGCUACCAUAGUGCAUCAUUUGUUUUUGAACUUUUACAGGGUAUGAACUUUGAUAAAUCCAAACUUUUGGCAUAUAGCUCCCCCGAGGAAUUAGAUCAACUUUUCAGAAAAGGGAGUGCAAAUGGUGGUAUAGCUGCUGCGUUUGAUGAGAUACCAUAUAUAAAGCUUUUCCUCGCCAAAUACUGUUCAAAAUACGCCAUGGUUGGCCCAACGUACAAGACAGAUGGUUUUGGCUUUGUGUUUCCUAUAGGAUCUCCACUAGUACCUGAUAUUUCACGGGCGAUCUUAAAUGUUACCGAGGGAAAGAAGAUGAUGGAGAUUGAGAAGAAAUGGUUUGAAAACAAUACCAAAUGUGCAGACUCUAGUGAUGUUUCCUCAUCAGGCAGUCUUGGGCUAGAAAGUUUCUGGAGGCUCUUCAUGAUUGUAGGAAUAGCUGGAGCCUUAGCCUUGCUAAUCUAUGUGAUAAGGUUCCUAUACGAGAAUUGGGAAGUUGUGCGUCGCUCUGAUGCAGAGGCGACACUAGGAAGCAAAUCACUAGAGUUAUUCCAAAGGUUCAACAACAAGGACCUCACUUGCCACACUUUCAAGAACUCCGAACGAAGAGAGAAUCACAGUGGUUGCGGAUGUGAUUGUGUGAGAAGAGUGACGGAACCUACCAACGUGUAUUUCCAUCCAAGCCCAUCAACCUUCUCGCAGAACUCACCAGACAAUAAUGGCCCACCAAGUCCUGUUUCCUCAAGUCCUGAAGCGCAAGUGCACAGCAUAGAAUUGCGAGUCCAGCAGGAUGCAUCACUGAUAAGGCAUGAAGGAGAAGAGUCUAAGGUGAUACAACAAGAAGUCGAGCUAGUUCAUCGUUUCCAAAACCAGCAAUUAGCAUCAACAUGAUGCAGGAAACUCACUAAGGCAGUUGGCUCCUAGAAAUGGCAUUCAUUCUAAGCACAAGGGCGAUCAUAAAGUCAAGAAUUUGCACCGGUUCAGUUAUUGGAGAAUGCUCUUAUCACGGCGGCAGGCGGCUCCUCAUUGUGAGGGAUGCGAAGUCCUAGACGAAUGAACAUUUUUAAGGAUAUAUAUGACAUAUUUGUAUAUAUAUUUAUGCUACUCUGUAGGCGACAGAGGAUCUCAAAUAACAGAAUCGAGAAUUGACUCGUAACUAAAUUAUUUUUUAUUUUUAUUUUUCGCAUUCGUUUGAGCAUUUCAA
Molecule: messenger RNA, 3388 nt
Organism: Salvia miltiorrhiza (redroot sage)
Lineage: Eukaryota; Viridiplantae; Streptophyta; Magnoliopsida; Lamiales; Lamiaceae
Product: glutamate receptor 2.7-like
Exons: 6
Coding region: 103-3075 (990 amino acids)
Cellular component (GO): plasma membrane
Molecular function (GO): glutamate-gated receptor activity
Source: RefSeq, a predicted model, not a curated record